This is a messenger RNA of Geodia barretti, 462 nucleotides long. The record is from the annotation of a GenBank genome assembly. NCBI's taxonomy places the organism in Eukaryota, Metazoa, Porifera, Demospongiae, Tetractinellida, Geodiidae.
CGCGUCUGGGCGGUGUGGUCAUGGAAGGAAUUGAGUAACGUGACACUCCCAGUGCGAGGGCAGUUUGAGCAGCUGAAACUGCUGGCUGUAGGUCACCUGCUGAGUGUGGUUGGACUCCAGUUCAGUACGGAGCUCCUCCUGGUCCUGACUCUGACUGGACAUAUCAUCUGGAGGUGUACAGGGUUUGCCCAGCAACACUCUCCCAUGGUCCCUCCUUACACCGAGCUACUCUGUCUCAGUGAGGAAGACUGGCUGAGUGACAUCACUACUCCCUGUCCGACUCAUCGGCGAACUCUGACCUUUUGGAACAAGACCAACCGAAGCCUGGAGGCUGUACUUCUGGGGGAGGAGCCUGUUGCCAAUGACAACCAAUCUCCCAUUCUUUCAUCGAGCAAUCUUUGUCUUCCAAAAGUUCUCUGCCUUCUUCCGGACGUUGUACUCCUGGAGGAUGUCCACCACUCC